AUGGCGAUUAGUAAAGAUGAAAUAUGUGAAGGUUUAUAUAAUGUUGAUUUUUGGAAUAAACUUGAUUUACAUAUUAGUUCCUAUGUAAUAACUCCAUUACAAUUACGUUAUAUUAGUUCAAAAACUUCAAUUAUUGGCCGAGCUUUAGGUCAUGCAAUUGUUGAUUUACUUGAUAACGUAACAAAAAAUUCUAAUCAAUAUAUCGAAAAUGAAACAACAAUUCUUGGUACUGAACAUCGUGUUUAUCAUUCACGUCAGUAUACAUUAAAAGUUAAAGAAGAUGAUCUAUCAUGUUCAGAUUUAAAUAUUAAUAAUAAUGAUGAUAAAAUACUUUUUCGAAUAAGUUCAUUAGCACCAAAUAUAUUCUAUCAAUUACGUGAAGAUAUUGGUAUAUCAAAUGAAAAUUUUCGUCAAUCAUUUUUUGAACAUUAUUUAAAAGAUUUUACCAAUCCCGGUAAAAGUGGUUCGUUGAUGUAUAAAACAUACGAUGAUUUAUUUAUAUUAAAAACAUUACGUGAUUAUGAAGCACGUUUAUUAAUGCAAAUUUUAUCUGGUUAUCAUUUACAAUUAACACAACGUCCAACAAUAUUUAAUCGUUAUAUUGGAUUAUAUUCCAUACGUAUGGAAACAUCAUUAACAACAAUUGAAAUCUAUGUUGCAAUUAUGGUUAAUGCAUUUACGCCAUCAUUAAAAAUUAAUGAAAUAUUUGAUUUAAAAGGUUCAAGAAUAAAACGAAAAUUAGCUGGAAAUUUAUCUGUAGAUAAAUUACAUAAACUAAAAGAUAUGGACUUUAUGGAUUUAUAUCCAUCUGGUAUACGUAUACCAACAAAUAUUUAUCAAACAUUAAAAAUUGUUAUAGCUAAUGAUGUAAAAGUUUUAAAAAAAUUAAAUAUUACGGAUUUUUCAUUAAUUCUUGGUAUAAGACAUUUAGAUAUGUCAGAAAUACAAUUGAUUGGACGUCGCCCAGCAACAGGCGUUGCAGCAUUACUUUCGUUGAGUAAUGAUUUGGGAUUAAUGCAUCUAUCAAAACCUUUUAAUAAUGUUUCAUCAUUAGAUUCUGAAAAUAAUCAAACAUCUUCUUUACCUUCAUAUUUAAAACCAAUACAAAUGCUUAAUAUAUCUAUUGAUACAAAUUUAUAUUAUAAUAAUGAUUCGAUUGCUUAUGAAAGUUUACCUAUACCAGGUAUUAUUAAUAAAAGUAAUCAACGUGUUUAUAUAUAUUUAGCAUUUGUUGAUAUGCUUCAAACAUAUGAUAGUUUUAAAUUACUUGAUCAAACAUUUCGAAAACUUACGGAUCGUAAUAGACAUUUAGAAUAUUCUGUGAUUGAACCAGAUGAUUAUGAAAAACGUAUUAAUGAAUUUCUAUUUCAAAAUGUUUUUAUUGAUGCUCAAGAUGAUUUUCCAUGGGCUAUAACAGAUGUUAGUAAACCUGUUGCGGAUAUUGAUAAUCAAUUUAUAGAAAAUAAAGUAUCUAAUCAAAGAAAAAAUUAUACACAACGACGUCCACAUUCAAUGGAACGGCAAAAUUCAAAUAGUGUUCUUGAAUUUCGGCUUUAA
This is a messenger RNA of Adineta steineri, 1557 nucleotides long. The record is from the annotation of a GenBank genome assembly. Lineage: Eukaryota; Metazoa; Rotifera; Eurotatoria; Adinetida; Adinetidae.